AUGUCCAUCGCGUGUUGGGUUAUCGUGUACAUGGCAUCUCCAGUUUACGAAAAUUAUGUUCUCAAAUCUGGUGACGGCCUUUCGGUCCCCUUCAUCAUCCUCUGGCUCCUCGGCGACAUGACAAACCUUAUCGGCGCCGUGUACGCCGGUUUGCUCCCCACGAUGAUCAUUCUGGCGGUUUAUUACAACCUCUGCGACUUCGUCCUCCUCUACCAGGUCUACUACUACCGCUAUCUCCGGCGCAAGCGCCGCCAGGCUGACGGCGAGCGCCAGCCCCUGGUCGAGCUCGACGAACCCAAGGUUGUCAAGCCCCUCCUCCCCGCGUACCUCAUGUGGCCGCUUCUCGUGGGCUUCGUCCUCGCGGUCGGCUGGAUCGCCCACCUCCUGCACGAGAACGACGAGGUCAAAAUCCCCGAGGGCACGCCCGGCGGCGUUGAGCUGGAGUGGAAGUCGCAGGUGCUCGGAUACGCCUCAUGCGUGCUGUACCUCGCUUCGCGCGUCCCGCAGGUGUUCCACAACUUCUCUACGCGCUGCGAAGGUCUCAGCCUCGCCAUGUUCUUCUUCUCCAUCUCCGGCAAUGUCACGUACAUCGCUUCGAUCCUCACGAAGAGCCUCGAGUACAAGUACCUCGUCACCAACGCGUCAUGGAUCGCCGGUUCAGCAUUCACCAUCUUCUUGGAUAUCUUCAUUAUCGGCCAGUUUGCAUACUACAGCUGGCAGGACAGCCAGAAGGCACCAGUCUUCGCCAACGACGAGGACGACGAGUAG
Molecule: messenger RNA, 768 nt
Organism: Cutaneotrichosporon oleaginosum
Lineage: Eukaryota; Fungi; Basidiomycota; Tremellomycetes; Trichosporonales; Trichosporonaceae
Cellular component (GO): membrane
Source: RefSeq, a predicted model, not a curated record